Molecule: messenger RNA, 1691 nt
Organism: Triticum aestivum (bread wheat)
Lineage: Eukaryota; Viridiplantae; Streptophyta; Magnoliopsida; Poales; Poaceae
Product: acyl transferase 1
Exons: 2
Coding region: 31-1422 (463 amino acids)
Source: RefSeq, a predicted model, not a curated record
CAGCGUACGCACCCCACACCAAAGCCGGCCAUGGUGACCUUCACGGCGCGCCGGAGCGAGCCGGAGCUGCUGCCCCCGGCACGGGCGACUGCGCGGGAGACCAAGGCCCUGUCGGACCUCGACGACCAGCGCACGCUGCGCUACUACGAGACGGUGAUCGGCUUCUUCCGCAGCAACGACCUCGCCGGCAGGCCGGACGACCCGGUUAAGGCCAUCCGGGCGGCGUUGAGGGAGGCGCUGGUGUACUACUACCCGAUCGCCGGCCGGCUCAGGGAGGACGGCGCAGGGAGGCUGGUCGUGGACUGCACGGCCGAGGGGGUGGUGUUCGUGGAGGCCUACGUGGACGCGCGCCUGGAGGAGUUCGGCGAGCCGCUGCUGCCGCCGUACCCUUGCGUGGAGGAAUUACUGUGCCAUGUCGGCGACACCAGGGCCGUCGUUGGCAAGCCUUUGCUCUUCAUGCAGGUGACACGACUCAAAUGCGGAGGGUUCGUCCUGGGUUUUCACAUUUGCCAUAACCUCGCCGACGGUUUCGGCAUGGCUCAGUUCAUCAAAGCUGUGUCCGACAUAGCACGUGGAGAAGCGGCCCCGACCAUUUUACCCGUGUGGGAAAGGGAGCUGCUAACAUCACGCGGCUUAUUACCUCCAGUCAACCGACUCUACCCAGUGCACCAACCACCAGUGAACGGCUCAGGGAGCGCAGCUCGCGACAUGAUGCUCUCGGUUCCGCCGGAGAGCAUGGUCGCCAAGUACUUCCUCUUCGGGCCAAGGGAGGUAUCAGCCCUACGAGACCGCAUACCGGCGGGCCAUCCCGCCCGCUCCGCCACGAUCUUCGAGCUGGUGACCGCCGUGAUGUGGCGGUGCCGCACGGUCGCCCUCGGGUACGAGCCCGGCCAGCGGGUGCGCCUCAUGACCACCAUGAACGCCCGCGGGAGGUGGAACAACCACACCCCCAUCCCGUGGGGGUACUACGGCAACGCGCACGUCUCCCCCAUAGCGGAGGUCGUCGUCGGCGAGCUCCGCGGGCAGCCGCUCGCCGACACGGUGGAACUCGUGCGCGAGACCAAGCGCGGCAUGACCAAGGAGCGCAUGGAGUCGAUGGUGGAGGCGGUGGCGUUGCUGCGGGAGUGGCCGCCUUCCACCAUGGACAGGAUAUACGAGGUAUCGGAUGUGAGAUGGAUGGCGGUGAACGUGUUGGACUUCGGGUGGGCUGACCUGGCCGGCGGUGGUAUUCCGUUGGCCGGGGAUCUCACUUCCAAGCUAGGGAGCGAUCACAUGUGGUGCAGGAAUGAGAACGGCGAGGUCUCGACCGUGGUGUCAAUGCUGCUGCCGAGGGCGGCCAUGGACAGGUUUACGGAGGAGAUCGCGGUAUGGCUGAGCCACAAAGAUGACGAGAAGAAUUUAGCAAUCAUGAGCUCACUCUAGCGAUGCAUAUCAUCGGGGUAUUGAAACUUCACCAGCUAUUGCUAUUGGAAGGUUAUAUGAAGAUAAACAGCAUUAAUUAUUCCUGUGGUCCAUGUCACACGCACAUAUGUAUGUAUGUUCCCGUCCAUUAAUUUAAAGUUUGGUUGUGCAACGUAGUCAAAAUUAUUAUAUUUAGAUCGAUUCAAUUCAUCCCACAUUUGGAUCAAUUCUUUGUAUGUGUGACUUCAUGAAUUUUAGUCUUCGUGUUUCUAUGAGAAAUGCAUUCUUAA